CACAACCAAACACGUUUUCGACGUGUCUAACAUGCGAUGCCAUCACCGAUCGUGGACGCGACCCUGCAGGCCACGGCCCUCUCUGCAGCGUCCAACCUCUGCGCCCAGUUCAUCGACGCCUAUCAACACCAGCGCGCCUUUCGACUGGACUUGUCGCAGCUGUUCCGGUUCCUCGUUCUCACGCUGUUGACCGCGCCGCCCAACUUCAUCUGGCAGCAGUUCCUCGAGAGGAAGCUCCCGGCGUACCCGUCCGAUGCCCGCGCGCAGAACAAGAAGCCGCCGCGAGACGUGGAGCUCAAGGCGCUGGAGGAGGCCACCGCCGGCAACAAUCCCAGUAGUGGCCGUGAUGGAGGGCCCUCGGCGGCGCCCCGCUUCAGCUUGCGCAACACGCUGGCCAAGUGGUUCAUCGACUGCAUCACCGUAGGCGCCGUGAUGAACACGGUUGCCUUUCUGGCGCUCAUGGGCUUGCUCAAGGGCCAGCACCGGUCCCAGAUCUGGCACAACAUCAAGACCGAAACGGUACCGAUCAUUGUAGCGGGCUACAAGAUCUGGCCGAUUGCAUCCAUCGUGAGCUUCAGCUUCGUGCCGGUGCGUCGUCGGAUUGUCUUUUUGAGCGUGGUCGGGCUCAUUUGGGGCAUCUACAUGAGCCUCGUCGCGGCACGUGUUUGAGCAUGGGCAGGGCUUGCAGGGGGGGCAACUAUAGAUAUCUGUCAGGGCAUCCAAGCGCGACCCUGUCAAUUACAGGCCACUGCGUCCAGUGUGCCUCACAGGACAGGACACGGAGGCUGCGGGCACUGAUGUGGUUCUGCGCAACUUGAUAGAGCUCAAUGGGAAAUUCACGACCAGCAGCGCCGGUCC
Molecule: messenger RNA, 858 nt
Organism: Purpureocillium takamizusanense
Lineage: Eukaryota; Fungi; Ascomycota; Sordariomycetes; Hypocreales; Ophiocordycipitaceae
Exons: 3
Coding region: 37-669 (210 amino acids)
Cellular component (GO): membrane; cytoplasm
Source: RefSeq, a predicted model, not a curated record